Funneliformis geosporum is the source of this 2592-nucleotide messenger RNA. Lineage: Eukaryota; Fungi; Glomeromycota; Glomeromycetes; Glomerales; Glomeraceae. The record is from the annotation of a GenBank genome assembly.
AUGGAUUCUAGUUCUUUAACUAGAACGCAAACUAUCGGGCGUAGACUAAAUAAGCCAGAACGUUACCAACCAACAGUCCCACUUUUGACGGGAAAAAUUCAAGAAAACAAAUCUUGUUGGGUGAUAUUUUCUAGAAUAGUAACAUUUUGGGCACAUCCCGCCUUGUUAUCUUCAAUAGGGGGUCUUCAAGAUAAACAAUCAAGACAAGCAUGGCGCGAAAAGAUUGCUUUAUGUUUUAUCGCCCUUGCCAUGAGCGGUAUCGUUGCCUUUGUGACCAUUUAUCUUACAUCAUCCUUAUGCCCUAUUUCGGAUGCAAAGUUCUUGAAAUUUAAUCAAACGUCAGGUGAUCUUGGGAUACUGGGUUGGCAAUUUGACGUAACUGAAGCACGAACACCUCCGGAACUCCCCGUAAUUGAGAUCCUAAAAAAUGGAAGCGGACAAGAUAUAACAAACUAUUUCACACGAAAGAAUAAACAUAUUGAAUCUUGUGUGGAAGCAAGCAAUUCAAAUUUAAAUUUCAAGAUUGUUCAUCACGAACCUUGUGAUUAUCAGGAAUUUUGUGCUUUAAAUGAUACAAUUAAUGACAAUCAUCUUUUAAGAUUAAACUUGAUAAACUCAACGAGGAAAGUUGGGUAUGAUUGGGAUCAACUUCAACAUAUAAAUAAUUACAUGGUCAUAGACGGAAAUGUUUUAAAUUUAGAACCUUAUAUGAAAACCUUUCCAAAUAAAAUUGAAAAUGAUUUAAUUGAUCAAACUAUUCGUAGAGUAUUAAAUUCAGGGGGAAAGGAUGCGACGCGUUAUUUUUAUAGCAAAGAAGAUAUGAAGAAAGCUAUGAGAUGUGUUAUCGAUAAAUAUUUUGCCGGAAACAUCGAUAAAGAUACGAUCGGAUGUUUUAUAUCAAAACUUUUUUUAUACGUUUCAUUAGUGGUAAUUUUAGGAAUUUUAUUGGCACGAUUUUUAAUGGCUUGUGUUUUUAACUGGUUCAUUUCACCAAGGCUCGCGUAUCAACCAGACAACGCAUCUAAUAAAGUUCAUCCACGAGUGCUCGGCAAUUUAAACAUGACAAUGGAUAAAGUUGGAAAUGAUUUAUUUACCGUAUUGCUAGUCACAUGUUAUUCGGAGAGUGAAGCUGGUAUAAGAACUACUUGUGAAUCAAUGGCCGCCACGGAUUAUCCAAAUAAUAGGAAAUUGUUAUUCUUGGUUUGCGAUGGAAUUAUUACUGGCAGCGGGAAUUCAAAGAGUACGCCCCAAAUUUGUGUAGAAAUGAUGGAUCUUUCUCCAGAAUUCAAUCAUCCUCAACCAAUGAGUUAUAUCGCCGUGGAUGAUGGCGCUAAACAAUAUAACAGGGCUAAGGUUUAUGUUGGUCAUUUUUGUCAUAAUAAUGAACGUGUUCCAAUGAUUACUGUUGUAAAAUGUGGCAACCCUGACGAAGAAGGCAGUCAAAAACCUGGAAAUCGAGGCAAACGUGAUUCCCAAUUAAUUUUAAUGAAUUUUUUUAAUCGCGUUACUUAUAAUGAUCGCAUCCCUUCUCUGGAUUAUGAUUUGUUCCGUAAGAUUACUCAUAUCAUGGGCGUGACACCCGAUUACUUUGAAGCCGUUCUUAUGAUUAUAGGACUUUGUGGCGAAACACGCAUCGCAAAUAAACGAGAAUCAUGGGUUACUUGUAUUCAAGUUUUCGAAUAUUACAUUUCUCAUCAUUUAGGGAAAGGUUUCGAAUCAGUGUUUGGUGGGGUAACUUGUUUACCAGGUUGUUUCUGUAUGUAUCGACUUAAAUCUCGCAAGGGUAAAGAUUGGGUUCCAAUUUUAACGAAACCGGAAAUCGUACAAGAAUAUUCUCAAAAUAUUGUAAAUACCCUUCAUCAAAAGAAUUUGUUACUUCUCGGUGAGGAUCGUUUCUUGUCGACUCUAAUGUUAAGAAAUUUUCCACGUCGUAAAAUGAUCUUUUGUCCUCAAGCAAUUUGCAAAACCGUUGUACCAUGUGAUUUUAGAGUUUUAUUGUCCCAAAGACGUAGAUGGAUCAAUUCAACUUUACAUAACCUUAUGGAACUUGUUUUGGUCAGAAACCUUUGUGGGACCUUUUGUUUUUCAAUGCAAUUUGUUAUUUUUAUGGAAUUAAUGGGAACCGUUGUAUUACCAAUUGCCAUCUUAUUAACCUAUAGUUUAUUAAUCUCUUAUGUGAUAACCCCUCCAAAAACUUUUGAUGAAUCAAUACCAUUAUUAAUGUUAGGAGCUGUUCUUGGAUUACCAGCUAUCUUGAUUUUAAUUACUACGAGAAAACUUGUUUAUGUGCUUUGGAUGAAUAUAUAUUUAAUAUUUUUACCUGUAUGGAAUUUCAUUUUACCUAUAUAUGCUUAUUGGCAUUUUGAUGAUUUCUCGUGGGGUGAAACAAGAAAAGUUGAAGGGGAAUCUAAGGACGAUAAUCAUGGUACAAGAGAUGGUCAAUUUGAUUCUUCUAAAGUUCCAUUAAAACGUUGGGAAGAAUGGGAAAGAGAGAGGUUAAUGGGUCAACGAAGUCGUGAAUUUCAAGAAAACCGAGAUGUUUAUUUUACGAAUGUGUUAAAUCCAAAUAUUUACUAUAAUCAAUAUAUAUAG